AUGGAGCAUACAUUUGAAUAUACCAUCCUAGUGUUUUCGAUUGAGUUAAACAGUUAUAUAGAAGUGUGGGUACCUGUAAACCCUGCAUUCAUUGCGGAUUCUAAAUUAAGCUUAGGUGCACACAUUUUUAUAUCCCAUUCUAUUCAACAAACAGACCAGAGUAGUCUUCUGUCAAGGAAGUCUUGGAGUGCUACUAUGGCAUUAAUCAAUUGCAUAUCACCAUGUUCCUACAUAUUCAUAUGCUCAUUUUUCAUCCUAGGUCGAUCCGAACAUCUCAUUUUGUACACAAAGAAUAUUAUAAUGGAUGGAAGCAAAUUAUGCGGUUUGUUUUUCAUAUACUCAUUUCUUCGUUUUGUCAAAAAUAAUAAAUUUUUAGCUUAUUUCAAAAAAGAGAUAGAGAUAGAGAGUUUACUUUCUGCAACCACCAAUGGCCCUAAAUCUAAGGCAUUCGAAAAAAAGAAACUUGUGAACAGCUCAAGCAAUGCAUUAGCUCCGAAUUCUUCAAUAACAAUGUCACUUGAUACCUACAAAAAACCAUGGUGGCAUUAG
This is a messenger RNA of Echinococcus granulosus, 549 nucleotides long. RefSeq lists its product as hypothetical. The record is from RefSeq and is a predicted model, not a curated record. Lineage: Eukaryota; Metazoa; Platyhelminthes; Cestoda; Cyclophyllidea; Taeniidae. The transcript has 5 exons. Bases 1 to 549 code for a protein of 182 amino acids.